AUGGUGGGCAUGGCGCGCUUGUCUUCUCCCCUCACCAUGCGAGGCUUGCUCUUGCUCGUGCUCGUCUCUUGCACUCAUUGCUUGAACUUUGACUCCUUCACGACAACGCCUCAAGUGCGUGGUGAACGUGGAAGGCUGAGAGGUGGUUCGCGACCGGAUCGCCUGGUGAACCAGGAAACAUGCAUGGUCGAGUUUGAAGUUCAGACGACGUCGCUACAAUCAGAUGAGAGCGUCCGGAUAUGCGGCAGUCAUGCGAUGAUCGGAUCAUGGCUGCCCGAGAAAGGGCUGCAGAUGCACAAAGUGAAGGGAGGAGUUCACGGCGAGCCAUGCGUGUGGGGAGCGAGAAUGCAAGUGCCCGUGGGCGAGGAGCUGGAGUACAAGUAUGUCAUCAUGAAGGGCUAUGCUGAACAAGCGCGUGCCCUUUCCAUCCCCAAGGGUGAAUGUGCGGUUGAGUGGGAGUGCGACAUUCCGAAUCGUCUCUUGCUGAUCAACAAGCUCGAAGAAAGAGUCUUCGUGCUGCAAGAAAGCUUCGAUGUGGUUGGAAGAGAAAUUUUCUUUGUUGAGAACCAGAAUUAUGUUCCUCUCGCCUUUGUUGAGCAAGUGUCAAGAGGCUCACCUGCUGAUGAAGCUGGAUUAGUUCCAGGUCAAAACAUCCUUUCGAUUGGCAAUCUGAAUGCAAAGAUGUUGAACGAAGUGAAUCAAGAAGAUACCAUGUCAGCGAUCUUCAAGGAGGUGGAGAAGUUUCCGCAAGUUUGCUCGGGUGAUAGCCUGAGUAUUGACAUGUGGCGUGUCAGGUUCGAGAACAUCAAGGGAAAGAAUUGUCUGUUGUGGUGGCCGAUCGGAUGGGAAUGCAGUCUCAUCUUGUAG
Messenger RNA from Guillardia theta CCMP2712, 867 nucleotides. RefSeq lists its product as hypothetical. The record is from RefSeq and is a predicted model, not a curated record. Gene Ontology annotation, molecular function: starch binding; protein binding. The transcript has 5 exons. Bases 1 to 867 code for a protein of 288 amino acids. NCBI's taxonomy places the organism in Eukaryota, Cryptophyceae, Pyrenomonadales, Geminigeraceae.